GAAAGUUUUAGAAACACUCAGCAAAAACAAACAGACCUAGAACAGACGAGAAAAGCGCCGUUUUCCCUUUGCGUAAGAAAGUGCCAAGACGGUUCCAGACAUGGAUAGGUCUGUCCGGUUUGCCGUGGUGUGCGUCGGAGUGUCUCUGCUCAUCUCUUGCCAUCCAGUCGAAGCCUGGUACAAGCAGUCGACCGGGCCCAGUUACUACUCGGUGGGUCGCGCCUCCGGUUUGCUGUCCGGUAUCAGGAGGUCACCGUACGUCCGGAGAGCCGAGUCCGAAGAGACGCUGCCGGACAGCGGGGAGACAGCAGGUAACAACGUGAUCACAGAGACGAACAGGCAGAUCUCCAUCCUAAAAAGCAUGUUUGAAUUCCCUCUUCUGCAGGCCAUCUGCGUGAAGGACAUCUCUCCAAACCUGAAGAGCUGCGAGCUGCUGCGGGACGGGACGGGCACCUUCCAGUGCAAAGCAGACGUCUUCCUCACCCUGGACUCCCUGGACUGUCUGUCCGCCUGAAUCCCGGUUGGACCCCGCAGGAGACUGUGAUCAUCUUCCACCGAAUCCCCGAAGCGCAAAUCUGUAAGGAAAAAAAAAAUGAGGGAUGGAUGAGUGUAGAGGGGUUUGGAGGGUGAUGGUGCAGAAGAAAACCUGAUAAUUGUUGAUAAUGGACCGCUGCAGACUCUGAAUGUUCUCUUAUUGAAAAAAAGAAAAACAAACAUUGUUCACUUUUGCUUUGGCUGCAUAAACAGGACUGUAAAAGAUAAAACAAGAAAAAAAGUCAGUGUGAGAGAUGUUAGAUGAAGCCAUUUUCUUUCCAGAUGACUUUUAAUCUUUACUGUUUCACCCCCUGAUAUGUACCUGCGUUGCCACGAUGUAUUAAAUGUCCGGAAAGUUGACUGCCGAGCAGAUUUCCUGGAAAGUACUUUUAUUUAUUUUAUCUAUUAAAAUCAACAAACACUGGUUA
Acanthochromis polyacanthus (spiny chromis) is the source of this 962-nucleotide messenger RNA. It is a transcript of the gene npb, whose product is annotated as neuropeptide B. NCBI's taxonomy places the organism in Eukaryota, Metazoa, Chordata, Actinopteri, Pomacentridae. The record is from RefSeq and is a predicted model, not a curated record. Gene Ontology annotation, biological process: feeding behavior; G protein-coupled receptor signaling pathway. Gene Ontology annotation, molecular function: G protein-coupled receptor binding. The transcript has 2 exons. Bases 101 to 514 code for a protein of 137 amino acids.